AUGGAUGAAGAUAAUGUGGCCAGCAGCGACGAGCAGCCCCUGAGUUUGCAGAAAGCCCUGCAGCAGUGCGAGUUGGUCCAAAACAUGAUAGACAUCAGCAUCUCCAACCUGGAGGGACUCAGGACCAAGUGUGCCACCUCCAACGACUUGACCCAGAAAGAGAUCAGGACACUGGAGAGCAAACUGGUGAAGUACUUCAGCCGGCAGCUGUCCUGCAAAAGGAAGGUAGCGCUACAGGAGCGAAAUGCAGAGCUUGAAGGGUUCCCGCAGCUCAUGCACUGGUUCAGGAUUGUCAACAUCCGCAAAGAAGUAAUGGAGGAAAUUGAUCCUGGGCAGCUGACCUUAGAAGAGCUGAUGGACAUGAGCGAUGAUCGGGUGUGCGAGACCCUAGAAAAGUUUGGUGCCAGUAGUGAGGAAUGUGAUCGACUUAAUGCAUCUCUCUCAUGUCUAAAGAGUGUCCAUAAAUCAGGAAGCAGUCUUUCAAAGCAAGACUGGGCCAUCCAGUGGCCAGCAACAGAAUCAGGGAAGGAAAAUAAUCCCGUCACCCAGCAGGAGACUGCCCAGUGGAUACGAACCCACCUGUCCCAGAGCCCCAAAGUACAGUCUAAAUGCAUACAGCACUACUGCCGUUUGCCAGUGGCUCAUGGGCCCAUCUAUACAAAUGUUGAUAGAUUGACAGUUGAAGCCUACCCAGGCUUGUACCAACUUUCUGAGACUGGGCAUCGAUCAUUACCACCAUCCCCACGGCAGAGGCACACAGCUCACAACAACCCACCACGAACACCUAACAUAGUGACGACUAUGACUCCUCCUGGUACACCCCCUGUGAGACGGAAGAACAAACUUAAACCCCCAGGCACCCCGCCUCCUUCAUCCAGAAAACUCAUUCACCUCAUUCCUGGAUUCACUUCUUUGCACCGAAGCAAGUCCCAUGAGUUCCAAGUAGGGCAUCGAGUAGAUGAAUCUCAUACUCCCAAAACAAAGAAAAAGAACAAACCUCUGAACCUCAAGAUUCACAACAGCGUGGGCAGCUGUGAGAAUAUCCCAUCGCAGCGCUCUCCCCUCCUGUCCGAACGCUCCCUACGUUCUUUCUUUUUGGGCUACCCGUCUGUUCUUCCUUCUACUCCCCCUGUCCAUAAUGAACCUUCUUCUGCAAAUACACUUUCAGUGCCUCGUUGGUCCCCACAGAUUCCACGCAGAGAUCUGGGAAAUUCCAUCAAACACAGAUUCUCAACCAAGUACUGGAUGUCACAGACCUGCACUGUGUGUGGAAAGGGAAUGUUGUUUGGACUGAAGUGUAAAAACUGCAAGCUAAAGUGCCACAAUAAAUGCACCAAAGAGGCCCCACCUUGUCAUCUACUAAUCAUACACCGGGGAGAAAGAUUAGUCAGGACGGAAUCUGUGCCAUGUGACAUCAAUAACCCUUUAAGAAAACCUCCUCGCUACUCAGACCUCCAUAUUAGCCAAACCCUCCCUAAAACCAACAAAAUUAACAAGGACCAUAUUCCAGUGCCCUACCAGCCAGAUUCCAGCAGCAAUCCUUCCUCUACGACAUCCUCCACACCAUCCUCACCUGCUCCUCCUCUUCCUCCCAGCGCAACCCCACCCUCUCCUCUCCACCCAUCCCCACAAUGCACCCGCCAGCAGAAGCCGUUCAACUUACCAGGGUCCAACAACACGUCUCAUCCAUGUACCUCAUCUUUGCUUCAAGGCUCCCAUUACUACAAAUACAAACAGCAGUUCAUUUUCCCAGAUGUUGUGCCUGAAAUACCAACCCGAGCUCCCCAAGUAAUCCUUCAUCCAGUAAACUCUAAUCCAAUUAAUGAAGGAAAUCCAGUACUUCAAAUUGAAGUUGAACCAACGUCUGAGAAUGAAGAUGGCAAUGAACGAGCAGAAGAGUCUGAAGAUGACUUUGAGGAAAUGAACCACUUACUGCUUUCAGCCAGAAACUUUCCCCGUAAAGCCAGCCAGACCAGUAUAUUCUUGCAGGAGUGGGAUGUUCCAUUUGAACAGCUGGAAAUUGGGGAGAUGAUUGGCAAAGGCCGAUUUGGUUUGGUUUACCAUGGACGAUGGCAUGGAGAAGUGGCCAUUAGGCUCAUUGACAUUGAAAGAGACAAUGAGGACCAGCUGAAGGCUUUCAAGCGGGAAGUAAUGGCCUACAGACAAACGCGGCAUGAAAAUGUGGUUCUCUUCAUGGGCUUAUGUAUGAGCCCACCACACCUAGCAAUUAUCACCAGCCUUUGUAAAGGGAGGACACUAUACUCAGUGGUCCGGGAUGCAAAAAUUGUCCUAGAUGUCAACAAAACCAGACAGAUAGCUCAAGAAAUUGUAAAGGGAAUGGGUUACCUGCAUGCCAAGGGGAUUCUUCACAAGGACCUCAAGUCAAAGAAUGUUUUCUACGACAAUGGCAAAGUGGUCAUCACUGACUUUGGUCUCUUCAGUAUAUCUGGUGUGCUGCAGGCUGGGAGGCGGGAGGACAAACUCCGAAUCCCUAAUGGUUGGCUGUGCCAUCUGGCUCCAGAAAUCAUUCGCCAGUUGUCUCCUGACACAGAAGAAGACAAGCUUCCAUUCUCAAAACACUCUGAUGUAUUUGCACUGGGGACAAUUUGGUAUGAGCUGCAUGCAAGAGAGUGGCCUUUCAAAAGCCAGCCAGCUGAAGCAAUUAUUUGGCAAGUGGGAUCAGGGAUGAAGCCAAAUCUGACCCAGAUUGGAAUGGGAAAGGAGAUCUCGGACAUUCUGAUGUUCUGCUGGGUGUUUGAACAAGAAGAAAGGCCAACUUUCACUAAAUUAAUGGAGAUGCUGGAGAAAUUGCCAAAGCGGAACAGACGUCUUUCCCAUCCUGGGCAUUUCUGGAAGUCAGCAGAGCUGUGACCGUCAACCCUGGGGUGGUGCUGUGGCAUCCCAGUAUCCCCUCUUCCUCAUCUGCCUUCUCCCCAAACACUACUCUUUUCCUUCUCAAUCUGUGGAAAAUCUGAAGGUGGAAUGUAGGACGGUGAGCAGACAUGAGAAGCAGAUGGAAGUUCACUCGUAUAUGUGAGGAACAGAGGUGUGCUGCCCACUCUGUAUAAACCCACAGGUGGAUGGGAACAUAGCUCUGAAAUCUUCUCAGAGACUUAGUGCUGGAGAGUUGAGACUCUGCGCUCAUUUGGCCAGAGCUAGUGAAGUUGAAGAAAUAUGUCUUUAUAUGCGCUGUAUUGAUUUAUAAGGAUCAGUUUUGCACAUACCUCUUAACUGAACCUGAUUAUGCUCCGCUUACAGGCUAGACGCAGCUGCAGAACACUGUGACAUCAUAGUCCUGUGGCCCUUGCUAGCGGUAAAGGUGUAUGUGGUUGGGGAAACUCAGUCUUGACUAAGGAAAGAAAGUCUGUUGUAUGUUCACAUUAUUAUGGAAAACAGAUUCCAAGAAAACAAUUUUAUUUUUUUUAGGAUAUAUAAAAUGAACGUAGUCGGUUGGGAGAUCUGAAAUCAUCUUCCGAUUCCAAUUUCUGGACUGAAAAGUGAUUGUCUAUCUGUGGGAUGCUUCAUAAGUUACUAUGAUCUGUGGGAGCUUUUGUGUACGUGUUUUUUAGGCUAUAACUUGUCACUGAUAGCAUGAUGCAUUCUACUGACCUCAUGGGAGGAAUGCAAAGAUAAAAGGGAGAGCUUUUUAUUGAGCAGAAAUGUAGCACAGAACUAAAAUAUUUUUUUUCAUAAAGAUCCAUUUCACAUUUUUAAACAAUUUCCUGACAGACAGACAUCCUACUGGUCCAGCCUUAAAUCAUACUCUAACAAGAAAGUGUUGCUUAGUCAAGAAAUAACAAUUAUUCUGUGCUGUACCAAAGGCUAGUUUUUACGUUGCAGGCUCUUUCCCAAGUGAACUCUUUAUUUAAUGAAACUGGAAACAGUGCAACCUAAAGAUUGAAGGUGCACUGCUUUUUUGCUUCUCCAAGAGUUAAGGCUUGAAAUUGAUCUAUAGAGUCAUCAUUUGCAAUCCAAAGGCAAGAUGUGCAUGGUGUAUGGGCUGAAACCCUUCCCCUGAUGCUCUCUUCAUUUCUAUUUUAGCCUUUUGAGGUUUAGAGAUUUGUUUUGCAAGGAAUAUUGUUUAGUAUUAGGAACAUUUUCAAAGUUUCUGCUCUCAUUUGAGAAAUUGAACUAAUUUUCAAUGUUGUUUAGUGGUUGAGCCUUAAAAAUGACUGUUUCGCUGGCAGGAGAAGAUUUACAAUAUCCGAUAUUAAAGUAAAAUUCAAAUACAUUUUUAGCAAACACAUGGAAUUAGUUCUGUCCUAUAUUAAAUGUAAAGAUCCUCAGCAGCACAAAAAUGAAAGCAACUAUAUCAUGCAGCUACCUAGUGUUUCCAUCAUUUUUGUAAAUUGCAGAAUAACCACUUUGAGUUUUCCUCUGUUGUUUCACUCCCUCUCCCUCCUGAGUUUAAUCCCAUGACUGUAAAUCCGCUACUGUAUCAUGUAAUGUACUGUCAUUGAGAAAGGAAAGAGCAUCUGCUGUGAGAAUUCCUCCAUUGUUUCUUGGUGCCUUUCUCAGGGACUGAUAAGUAAACCAUGGUCAAUUUUAAUAAGCAGUAACAUUACUUACCUGUUAUAAAAACUGGGCUAAUCAUUUCAAAUUUAGCAGUUCAACAAUUAAAGGAUUGUCAAACUGUUUUUCCCUGAAUGGAAUUUGCAUUAGGGAUUUAGGAUUCAGAUAGGAGUUAGUGUUCAGUGCUGCUCCUAAGAUGCACUGAACACUAAAAGCAGCUGAAGAACUCUGAUAAAUUUUGAUUUUCGUCUGGAAAAUUUUUAUAAACAAAAGGUAAAAAAAAUCUAACUCCUGGGAAUACUUCUGGCUUCCCCAAUUUGAUCUUUGUUUCUAAGCAUUUAAUUAAUAUUUUAACUAUCAAACUCACUUUCAGUUUUUCUUAGGACAUGAAGCGCAGUAUAUAUCAAGAUUGAAUAAAAAAUAUUUUAUAUUACUUUGAAGGAAAGUGAUUGACUGCAUGUUAUUUAAUAUAUUCUGCAGCAUUUAGCCUACAAUUUGUUACUGGAAUGCAUAGAUGUAAAUCUUGUAUAAAGGAGCAGCAUCAGAUUUACUGAAGGGAAAUACAUUAUGCAUAAGAAUGAAUCCAAUUCAACCAUACCUUUCUGUGUAACGUGUGCCAUUUGUUUAAUAUCAGAAUCAGGUUUUGAUCGUUCUUAAUGGAACCCAUUUAUUUGCAGGUCACUUGGAAGUAUUUUGAGCCAGUGGGCCAGAGAUAGGCACAAUUUAGGGUGAAUGAAGUGUAAUGCAAGGAUGUGCCCACACAAGUCUUUUACCUGUUGCUAAGCUAAAACUUUGAGCACCCCCAACAGCCAUUGGCUACAGAAAUACAGAGUCAGGUCGUUUAGCAGCUAUAAGGAUGUAGGCUGAAUAUCAAAGAUGUAAGUCAAAACAAAUCUACCAGUUAAUAUAUAAUGCAAUAACAUGUAUUUUGUAAAUGACCUAAGGACAUUAUCUGGCAUCCCUUGAGACUGGCCCUACUUGCCCUUAAAGCUCAUGCCCUGAAGCAACAUGUUUCAUGUUGUUUCAGUAUUGGUGAGGCUUUAAAUGACUACUCUAUUAACAACAUUUUAUCUCUUUAGCACAUCUUUUAGAACCAGGCAAUGCUAAACAAUGUCUCCUCAAAAAAGGACUAAAACCUUUCAUAAUAAAGAGCUUAAUAGAAGGGGUUUUUUUUAAAAGAAAAUCACUGUGAUCUCCUGUAAAAUGAAUACAUUUUUCUAAAAGGUUGUGUUCUUUAGUUUCUCUGACUUGCCCUUUACUUAGCUGUGGUCAGGCCUAGCUCUUUCCAACACUGCAAAUUCAUUUAAUAUGACUUAACUUUUCUAUACAUAGUAUGUAAUAAAUAGCACAUGCAUUAUGGCACAUUUCUUCUCAGAAUUGAAUACAUUUAGUACAUUUAGUACUAAUUUACGGAAUUCAAAAUUCAGAACUGCAUCGUUUUUCGGACAAACAAUUACCAAAUAAUUGUCAAUCACCCAAUCAUCAUCCAAAUGUGCCUUUGUAUAAGACACUGUCAAUACAUUUGAACCACUAGCAAAACUGCGAAAGGGGGUGGUCAUAAAAAUACAUUUCAGUCUCCACUAGGGAUAGGCAGAAUAGGCAAUUGCCUACUUGGGGGUCACCAGCCACACACUUUUCUACCACUUAUCCCGCUGGCCUCACUCAUGCCAGGCUGAUCCUUUAUAGUGAGAGGGACUGUGUGCAUCUGUUCAAGCGUGUGUGCGCAAACAGGGAGGUGGGAGGCAACGUAACUGGCCAGGUUGCCUAGUGCGUCUGGCCUGACACUGUCGGUCUCCAUCUGGGUUAUGGAUUGUCAUCUGUGUGGCCCAAAAUUCAUGUGACUUAGAAUGUAACUGUGUAAAUGAAGGCAUUUAUUAUAUUUCCAAUUUACUGUACAAUAAACUAUACACCAUAAUAGAAAAGGACCUAGGGAUUUAUUUUCCAUUUGUCAAAUGUGUUGCUUGACAUAAUACAGGCAAAAUAUAUUGGUUUCCUCCUUUUUUUAAUUCCCAUCAGAACCAGAACUUUCCUCCAAUGGGAGCCCUCCUUCUCUUUCUAAAGGUGGCCAUACACAGGCACAUUUAAGCUGCAGAUUCAGGUCCUGAUUCAGCAGCUUAUCUGCCCGUGUAUGGGGCCCUCCGACAGGCCUCCCUGUUUGGCAAAAAUCAGCCAGAUCUCGAUCGGGCUGGUUCGAUUUUUCUGUUAGCUCGAGGACUGCAUCGCCUCAUUGAUGUGGCCCUUGCUCCAUAGGUUCAAACAAUUGCAUUACCACAAUAUCACCCACCCAUGUUAGUCCUGUUUCAGGAAAGAUUUGCUUGUUUGGCGACCUUGCAAAAUGAGCAAAUCUUACAAUGUAUGACAACCUUUAGGCAUGUUGCCUUGUAGCAGUGGUUCCUUUUCUCCUGCCAGUGUGUGUGUUUUUAAUAUUGUGGCUAUAAGGGAACCAAUCAGUUCCAUAAAUACUUUUAUCCAGAUUUAAUAUCAUGGUCUUUGGAGCUUUUGUUAUGAAUAGUAUUUUUGACUCUGCUCAGUCUAUAUAGAUAUAAACUGGUCAUGCAACGUGGUCACUCCUUGCCAUUGCUGCUCCAUCUGUCAUUUAGGAAAUUCUAGAUUAGGUAUUCCCAACCAGUGACUCGCGAGAAACACAUUUCCCACCCUUGGAUACUGCUCCCAGUGGCCUCAAAGCAGGUACUUAUUUUUGAAUUCUUGGCUUGGAGGCAAGCUUUGUUUGCAUACAUAUACUACCUGACAGAGCCUCCUGUAGGCUUCCAGUCCUCAUAGGGCUACCAAAUAAUCACAGCACUUAAUUGGAACUGCUAUGACCUUUUUUCAUGCUUGUGUUACUCUUCAACUCUUUUAUCCCUAAUUGGAAGUGGCUUAUGGGUAAAAAUGGUUGGGGACCCCUGUUCUAGAAGAGUGACGUUAAUUAAUACACUGCAUAUUUUCAAGAGUCCACAGGAAUAGCUAGCUGUUAUCAGUUUAUCAUAUCUGUCUCAAUUAUUAUUGCACAUCAUCCUACUCAAACAUUCUAUAAAAGCAAUUUUUUUUAAAAACUUAAAGGAGUUAUUUACUAAAUUCCGAAUGCCAAAAAUUCUAAAACUU
Messenger RNA from Xenopus laevis (African clawed frog), 7614 nucleotides. It is a transcript of the gene ksr2.S, whose product is annotated as kinase suppressor of Ras 2. NCBI's taxonomy places the organism in Eukaryota, Metazoa, Chordata, Amphibia, Anura, Pipidae. The coding region runs from base 1 to 2871 and encodes 956 amino acids. The transcript has 20 exons. The record is from RefSeq and is a predicted model, not a curated record.